GCGAAGCCUUAUUGCAUGAGCAACGUUCAACUCCCGCGAACAGUCGCUGUUUUGUUGUUCAGGAUCACCCUUGCAGAACGCAGUGCGCAGAAAUCUCACGGAGCCAAAAGAGUCGCCUACGCCAUGCUGAUAAUCACUCUGCUGCUGAUGAUGUGGGCGUCCGUGGUGCGGAUGCACGAGCUGCCGGUCCAAUAUCCGCCGUGCUUCUUCAAUCCGCUCUGCACUUGCUCGAAGGCUAUACCGGAUCUGGGCAUCGUGGCAUGCUACAAUGUGCCGAUGCCGCGAAUACCACAACCGAUUAACUCGUCCAAAGUGUUCAUGCUGCAGCUGGAGAACAAUGGACUCAGAUUUCUGCAGCCGCAGUACUUCAUGAACACAGGUCUCUACAAGCUGCAGAUCAAGCAUAAUCCUCUGGCGGACAUUCCAGACGAAGCCUUUGUAGGUCUCGAGAGAUCAUUAUGGGAGCUCGAUUUGUCCUAUAAUCAACUCGCGAAUGUACCGAGCAAAUCCUUCAGACAUCUGCAAAAGCUGCGGCUUCUCGAACUCACAGGCAACAAGAUCUCCCGCGUCGCUCCGGAGAAUUGGCGCGGCUUGGAAAACUCACUGCAGACUCUACGUCUCGGUCGCAACGCGAUCGAAAAGCUGCCGGCCGACGCCUUCGCUGGUCUCGCGUAUCUAGAGGUCCUCGAUCUGCGGGAGAACAACCUGAAGGAGAUCGAUCCGUCGGUGUUCAGAGACGGGAUGGCCCACUUGACACACCUUUACCUAAAUGACAACCAGCUGACGCACGUGCCGUACGCCCAGCUGUCCCAGUUGAAGCGCAUGAAGAUCCUCAAUCUCAGCUACAACAGGAUCUCGAAGAUGCUGCAGGCUCAACAAGAGCCCGAGAUCAUGGGCGUGCAGAUGUCCUUGGAUGUGCUGCAGCUGGACUACAAUCAGAUCGAGACUCUGGCGCCCGGUGAUUUUCGACACUUUUUCAAAGUCAAUCGCACGUAUCUCAGCGGCAAUCCUCUGACGGUGAUCGAGGAGGGCGCGUUCAGAGACUCGCGCAUUCGCGAGCUGUACUUGAGCGACUGCGAUCUGCUGGAGGUCAACUCGGUGAACUUCGCCGGCUUGGAGUCGUCGCUCGAGUUGUUGGACGUCUCGGGUAACAACAUAACCGCCCUGCCCAACCGGCUGUUCCAGGAGUUCGACUUCCUGCGUACGCUCGUCUUCCGCGAGAAUCGCAUCGACACGUUUCCGCCAACCGAGGUCUUCAACGGCUUCCAGUAUUCCUUAUACAACUUGGAUCUCAGCGGCAAGCAGAACAGCCUGAUAUCCCUUCAAGAUCUACGACAAAUGAGAAACCUGCGCUUCCUUUCAAUCUCUAGAAUGCCGCAGCCGACUUUGUCGCCGAAUGACUUUCAUGAAUUCGGCAUGGACAUCAAGGAGCUGCGGAUAAUUCAUAGUAAUUUGAACGCCAUCAAGAAUCACGCUUUCACGCACGUUCGCGGAAUCAAGUAUCUUGAUUUCUCCGAAAAUUCGAUAUCGACGAUAGACGACGAUGCUUUCUCAGAGGUGGGUCAUUCUUUAUUGACGUUGAGGAUGUCUCAUGGCUUAUCCUCUUCGAUUUCCGAAAUACCAAGCCGGCCGCUUAAAUCGCUGACGAAUCUACAAUAUCUCGACUUCAGUAACAACAAAAUUCGUUCCUUGCCCGCCACGUCGUUCCACUUCCUAAAGAGGAUCAAGCGCAUCGAGCUCCAAGAUAACGAAAUCGACAAUAUACCAAAAGGGACCUUUCAGGGCGACAUCCAUUCCACGCUAGAAGAGAUCAAUUUUGCAUUCAAUCAAGUGAGGGGCCUGCAAACCCACACGUUUGUCGAUCUGUUAGCUCUGAUGACGAUCAAUCUGGAGGACAACGCCGUCGAGAAAAUUGAAAGGCGGACCUUCAUGAAUAUGAACCGACUUAAGUAUAUCAACUUACGCGGCAACAAGAUUAGAGACAUCACUGAUGAAGCCUUUCAAAAUCUGCCAGACCUUGAGUUUCUCGAUCUCGCAUACAACAAGCUCAAUGAAUUCGAUUUCGCUUCCUUCGAUCAAGUGGGCACACUGUCAUCAUUCAAAGUCAACGUUAGCCACAAUGAAAUUUCGAGAUUGUGGAUAAAUAGCACUAUUUUUGCUUCCCCGUCUGUCAUCGGCGGCAACGUGCAAUCGAACAUCAAAGUCCUAGAUUUGAGCUAUAACAAUAUCUCCGACAUCAUAAAGUAUUACUUCAAACCGGUCGAGUAUUCGCUCACUCAUCUAUACUUGUCGAACAAUCAACUGAGGAACGUCACCCAGGGUGUCUUCGGCAACAUGCCGCACUUGCAGUGGCUCGACCUGAGACACAAUGAUUUGACAGAGGUGGACUUUGACUGCUUCAAAAAUACGAAGAACCUGCAGGUGUUGCUUCUUUCCUGGAACGACCUUACGGACAUCCCGGCAGAGGCUCUGAGGCCCUUGAAGAAGCUGCGCAUCGUAGACUUGUCGCAUAAUCAAUUGAGAACACUGCCGGAUAAUAUGUUUAUUGAUUGCAACAUAGAAAGCCUUGAUCUCUCGCAUAAUCAGUUUACAAGACUCCCCAUUAAAAGUAUGUCGCUAACCUCGCUCGCAAGCUUGGCGAACUUGGACAUGUCUUGGAAUAUCCUAUCAGGAAUCCAUAGUACCGACACGAUUUUCAGGCUCAGAGGUCUCGUAUGGCUAGAUCUGUCGUACAACCGACUUGUUAGACUGGACGACGGUGUAUUUUCCGAUCUACCGCACUUAACUCAUCUCGAUCUGAGCCACAACAAGCAACUCAUCUUGGAAACUCGCGGAAGAACAUUCUACGGUUUAGAGGACACGCUUCUUUAUCUCAGUCUGAGCAAUAUUUCUCUCUUGAGUGUUCCAGAGCUGCCUCUGAGACGACUGCAAACUUUGUACUUGGCGCAUAACGAGUUGGCGUCGAUACCUGCGGAAAUGUCGUCGAAUCUGACGUCUCUUCACUAUCUAGAUUUAAGUUACAACGAUUUGACAGUGGUGCCAUUGAUCACUCACACACUACCGGAAUUAAAGAUCUUCAAUCUGGCGGAUAAUCCCAUCACCGCCAUCACGAACACGAGUUUCCUUGGCGUGGCCGACAGUCUUGAGGAGCUGGACAUACGAAGACUCACUCUGUCAAUCUUUGAGGCGGGUGCGCUAUGCAAGGCCACAAAACUCCGCAAGUUGCGCAUCACCACGUACAAUGGUAUCAAGAACUUCAAUUUCCCUAACAUUCUGGAGUACAAUCACGGCCUGAAGCAUUUGCUUAUUGAUGUUCAGAACGACACUGAUUUAGAGAAGGAAAUGAGGGGGAAGCUGCCCUACAAGCUGUACAACAUCACGUUGACCGGUAAAAUUUUGAAGAGCAUACAUCCGGAGAUACUGCGCGGCGUGCGAAAUCCUCAUCUUCAUUUUGGAUUAUAUAACACCAGUGUGGCGACCAUUCCGCGGGAGAUAUUUAGCAAUGCGCAGCGAGUGCGAAAUGUGACCGUGGAAAUUCGCAACAGCGGCACUCGAACACUGCAUAAUCCGUCGUCUGGCUUUAAACCCGGAGUGCCGGGAAAACGGUUUUUGAUGAAGCUCCGAUUAGCGGGCAAUUACCUCAACUGCGAUUGCGAUAUCGGAUGGAUCGAAGUAUGGCAAAGAAAGCAUAGACAGUAUCAGGAGGACCGGUGUACCUCUUACAGCGAAUUCAAAAACUUUGAACGCGAAGAAGGCGACGAAUUUAAUUGCUGGGACAACGGCUGGGAUGAUGACAUCCGCGAGACGUUCUGCUUGAACAAGAACAACGCAUCAUUGUCGAACACAUUGAAAACGGAACUGGAAUGUGGAUGGGGCGUGGCGAGUCAGACUGUUGCACCAAGCACUCUCGCUCUCUUAUUGUUCUCGAUCAUGCUAGCUUUCGUUUAUUGAGCACCACGUUAUUUCAUUGCCUUUUAAACAUCCUCGUAACAAAUUCGUGAAUUCUCUUAAAAAUAUCGAAAAUAUAUUGAUAGUUUUAUAAGAAAACAUGAUUAUAUAUCAUACAUACUCAUAUAUUUGUAUAAAAGAGGAUCAAUUCAAAAUUAAAGGACGACAAGGAUAUGUUUUAUAAUAUUGCAAUUUAAUCGCGUGUUACAAAUUUAACCGCGAUACCUACUGCCAUUUGUACAAUUGGAAAAACGAUGAAAUCGAAUAUAGAUAUAAGGCAAAUGUAUACGCUGAGCAAUUGCACAGCCAGUAUCGCGAAUUUCACCAUUUUCUGUUGAAGAUCCUUGGUUCUGCGUAUGCUCAUCACUUUGUCUAACACAAAUCUUAAGAUGAAGGGAAACAUCUGGAAUUCAGAUUUUAAGAUACGUUUGUUCUUUAUUUUUGUUUUUCCGGAGAAGAGUUUAGAAACAUCUGUGCAAUUACUUGGAUAAUGGGGACGACAUUAAUGAUUACGUGUAUCAAAGCCCACAGAGAUCGUGCGGUAGCCUGAACCAUUACUAUAAUUAAGGCAGCAAAUGAAUAUUCAGUACGUGGCGUAUCGUAUGAUUCCUGAUAAUUAGCUAAAUAUUCUCGACAAUCGGUAAAAAUGCUUUGCUCCGUUCUUCCCUCCUGAGGUUCAUCCUCUCUAAGAACGUCAUUCUCUACAAUGUUACAACAUGAUUCAAUUGUGCUUUCGGUUUUUUUAUAAAUAUCGUUUUAAAUGCAUUAUGUCAACUAUAUGCGAUUUGUUCUAAUCUGCACUGUCUGCAUAUUUUAAUUAUAUGUUUGUUGCGUAACAAUGUUGUCUUCGAAUUGUUAAGUAUACUUUACAUAAUAAUUAAUGAAGUGUAAUUUAUUGAUUAAGUUGAAUAAUGAACUUAAAAAAAUCGGUUAUAAUUAUUUAAGUAAUACAUCUUAUUUAUUAUUAAAAUCUUAAUAUCGAGUAAUAAAGUUUUAAAAAAUAAUUUAAAAAA
Molecule: messenger RNA, 4961 nt
Organism: Linepithema humile (Argentine ant)
Lineage: Eukaryota; Metazoa; Arthropoda; Insecta; Hymenoptera; Formicidae
Gene: chp
Product: chaoptin
Cellular component (GO): extracellular matrix
Molecular function (GO): protein binding
Source: RefSeq, a predicted model, not a curated record